Molecule: messenger RNA, 2084 nt
Organism: Physcomitrium patens
Lineage: Eukaryota; Viridiplantae; Streptophyta; Bryopsida; Funariales; Funariaceae
Source: RefSeq, a predicted model, not a curated record
UGCUGCGCACAGCGCGCAAUUCUCAGCCGAGAACACACAAUCUGCGGCUAUGGCGAGGGUCCGAUAGAUGUGUCGUGGGAAAGCAUGGUCGUUACCGUUGCCAGUGAACAGAAACGCAGGAUAUGGAAACCAGGGACCAGUAGGACGGAGGAGAGCUGGGAGGACGAAGACCCAACGAAGAAGGGUGGAUGAUCGUCCAUUUUCCCCUCAGGAAGCUUCUGCAUAAUCCCCUCAUGAUUCAGUCUCCUCGACUAUACAGACGCACAAUCGUGAAGGGAGUCGAAUGUUGUUGCAACACCCUUCGUCACUUCUCCUCAAUUUUGCUGUGCUUGUGAUUUUGAGUGCAGUGACUUUGAUUGAUUAGUGAUAGCUACAGAUCGAGUGGGAAAUGAGGCAGUGAGGGGUUGGCUGGAAAACCUUGGGAUUAUGCAGAAGCUUCAUGGUUAAGUUGGAGGAAUUGGAGAAGCUUGAAGCGAGGAGGGACGUUUUGUGUUUUUUGCAAGAGCUUCGUAACCUAGCUUGCGUUGAAAAAAGGGUGCAGAGUUCAAUCGGAUGCGCGGAUGAGUUGAGAAGAAAGUUCUGAACGAGCAAGAGAUCAUCAUGGUGUUGUUGAAGACUUAGAAAGCCAUGAGCGUGUCUAAUUCUGCUGUGGGCGCCCUAAAGUAGCCAAGUUCUUCGGUUAGAAGACGUCCGCAUCGCACUGGUUCUUCCAUUGGUUUUCUGGGUUUAGGGUUUUUGAAGUUCUUGGGUGUGUCAUUUUACGAUGGAUUUGGGAAAAAUGAAGGAUGGUGCAGAGCAAACUUCUCCUCUUUUCAGAGCCUGGGUCGCGGCCCGUCGUCCGUUUAAAGUGGACUCGCCUUUCUUCGCCGCCGGUAAUGUGGAACGGGAGUUGGUUGCAAAACAGAUUUCGUUGGAAAUCACUGAGGAGGAGAAAAAGCACAUCGUGCAAUCAGAGGAAGAACAACUCUGGGAAAUAUUCUGUCCUAUUGUAGGCUGUAGGACUAAACUGAAAGGAGUGGGAGAGCUGGAAUCUCAUUAUCUAUCUCGACAUUCAGCCACGUGCUCUAUAUGCACACGAGUCUUUCCCACAACGCGUCUGCUUAAUCUUCAUGUGUCCGAAACACAUGAUUCGUUCUUCCGAGCUAAAGUUGCUUUGAACUAUCCCAUGUAUGAGUGUCUAAUGGAGGGUUGCUCAGCACGAUUCCUCAGUGACUCAAAUAGACACCAACAUUUAGUCGAUAAGCAUCACUUUCCUCGCUCCUUCCGGUUCCACGUCAAGAAACAUGCCUCCCAAAAACAACGACAACGGCAGAAAGCUCACCAACCCAGCAACUCUGGGAGUACACCGAAACAGUCAAAGAAGAAUCAGAGGGCCAAGGCAGCAUCAGAAUCAGCUCCCGAUGUGCAUACAGACCGUAAAGACUACGAGUCAACCACACCUUCGGAGACCCAGAACCAGGACACACCUAUGGACGUGGAUGAAUUAGUCACCGCAGUAUCCAGACUGAGCACCGUCUCCCAAGAUGAAACACCCUCGGUGUUGAGAUUUGGCCAUAGACGAGGCCGUGGGGUGCCAUUUGGACAGAAAUCUCGAGGCUCGGGGCGAGGGAGAGGAAGAGGAAGAUCGGGGCGUGACCAAGAGGAUGACUCACCCCCACUGCAAAGCAUCUCAACCUGACCCAUCUGGGUAUGGUUCUGACAUCUCUUCGAUUUCCGUUCAACUUGCAGUGGACAUUAGCUGUUUCGUUGUUUCCCUCGCUUGUGUUACAUCUCUCCAAUCUCUGCAACGUGAAUUGUAGUCUUCAUUUAUUGACAGGGGUUGUUCUCUUAGAUCUCCAACAAUGUAGAUGAUUGGCCCCGAAGGAAGAGUGGAAAAUCUCUUCGUUUUCCAUUGUAGUUCCUUUUUUUUUUUUACUUUUUUUAUUUUUAUUUUUAUACUACUGUUGAAGAUUUUUCGAUGCUUUUAUUCAUUUGAAUCUGUUAGAAGUAGAGUUAUUACAAUGUUUUUGGGCUGGAUUUUGAGCAGUUGAACUGCCUCCCACAUUGUACGUUGCCCAAGUAUAUAUACGAACCAAUUUUUGUAA